AUGGGUAAAAGUCGUGGUUACAGAUCAGGUACUCGUUACGCUUUCCAACGUGACUUCAAAAAACAUGGUGCUAUUCCAUUAUCCACCUACUUGAAAAUUUACAAAGUUGGUGAUAUUGUUGAUAUCAAAGCUAACGGUUCUAUCCAAAAAGGUAUGCCACACAAAUUUUACCACGGUAAAACUGGUAUCAUCUACAACGUUACCAAAUCAUCAGUUGGUGUUAUUGUCAACAAAGUUGUUGGUAACCGUUACUUAGAAAAACGUAUCAACUUAAGAGUUGAACACAUCAAACACUCUAAAUGUCGUCAAGAAUUUUUAGACCGUGUUAAAACUAACGCUGCUAAACGUGCUGAAGCUAAAUCAACUGGUCAAGCUGUCCAAUUAAAACGUCAACCAGCGAAACCAAGAGAUGCUAGAGUUGUUGCUACUGUUGGUAACGUUCCACAAACCUUAGCUCCAGUUCCAUACGAAACUUUCAUUUAA
Hansenula anomala is the source of this 483-nucleotide messenger RNA. RefSeq names its product 60S ribosomal protein eL21. Gene Ontology annotation, molecular function: structural constituent of ribosome. The record is from RefSeq and is a predicted model, not a curated record. Gene Ontology annotation, biological process: translation. The coding region runs from base 1 to 483 and encodes 160 amino acids. Gene Ontology annotation, cellular component: ribosome; cytosolic large ribosomal subunit. NCBI's taxonomy places the organism in Eukaryota, Fungi, Ascomycota, Saccharomycetes, Phaffomycetales, Wickerhamomycetaceae. The transcript has 2 exons.